Molecule: messenger RNA, 2337 nt
Organism: Racocetra fulgida
Lineage: Eukaryota; Fungi; Glomeromycota; Glomeromycetes; Diversisporales; Gigasporaceae
Source: the annotation of a GenBank genome assembly
AUGAUAACGAUCAAAAAUACCAGAAAAAAUUCUUUGAUUCAUUCACCUGGUGGAGAAGCUCUUCGACUUCUCGUUAAUGGUUCCAGUGAUGCCGAUGUUAAUAAUACCGUUGCCCAGGCUACUUUUAAUGAAAAAAAGUGGAUCUGGGUCGAGGAUAAAAAAGCGGGUUAUGUCGCAGGUUACAUAACUAAGGAUAUGGGAGAACAAGUGGAAGUCCACUUGAAUGAUGAUUCGAUACGAAUAGUUAAUGUUAGUGAAACUGAUAAAAUGAAUCCACCUAAAUUUGAUAAGGUGGAAGAUAUGGCUGAUCUAACAUAUCUAAAUGAGGCUUCGUCUCGUGUAACUUAUCAAACACCAGAAGAACGUAAUUUUCACAUCUUUUAUCAACUGUUAAGAGGUGCUUCACCUCAAAUAAAAAGUGAAUUGCUUCUGGAUGGAUCUUUAAAUGAUUAUAGAUUCACUAAAAAUUCAUUAAAAGACAUUGAAGGUAUCGAUGAUUCUACAGAAUACCAGACUCUUGUCGAUGCUAUGAAUGUGGUUGGUAUUUCAGAAAAUGAACAAAUUGAUCUAUUUCGUGUGGUUGCUGCGGUUUUGCAUCUUGGAAAUAUCGAAGUAGCUUCAAGUAGAAACGAUCAAGCUCAAAUUUAUGAAUCUACUAUUUCUGAAAAUGUUUGUAAUUUAUUGGGUAUACCUAUUACGGAAUUUACAAAAGGCCUUCUUAAUCCUCAAGUCAAAGCUGGUAGAGAAUGGGUUACUCAAGCAAGAACCAAGGAACAAGUUCUUUAUUCUAUUGAAGCUCUUGCAAAAUCAUUAUAUGAACGAAGUUUUUUUGCUUUAGUUGAUCGAAUAAAUAAAGCUAUAUACAGACCUAAUAAUAAAUCCCAUUUCAUUGGUGUUUUGGAUAUUGCUGGAUUUGAAAUUUUCCAAUGUGUAAUGCCUAAAGCUACUGAUAAAACUUUCGUCGAGAAAUUACAUAGUCUUUGGAAAGAUAAAUCUCCAAAAUAUCAAGUUCCUCGUUUUCAACAAGGUUUCAUUCUACAACAUUAUGCCGCCAAAGUAGAAUACAGAACUUCUGGAUGGCUUGAUAAAAAUAAAGAUCCUCUUAAUGAAAAUAUUACAAAAUUAUUGGCUCGAUCUUCUAAUCAAUAUAUCGCUUCCCUUUUUUCCGAUUAUCUUGGUGAUAUAACUGAUAAUGAUAAAAAGAAUAGAGUUAAACGUGGUGUUUUCAGAACUGUUGGUCGUCAUCAUAAAGAACAAUUACAUUCUUUAAUGAAACAACUUUAUUCAACUCAUCCUCAUUUUGUACGUUGUAUUGUUCCUAAUGAAGAAAAGUCUCCCGGAAAAAUUCAUGUUCCUUUGGUUCUGGAUCAAUUACGUUGUAAUGGUGUUCUAGAAGGAAUUCGUAUUUGUCGUGCUGGUUUCCCAAAUCGUUUAUCCUUUAAUGAAUUUCGUCGUAGAUAUGAAAUCUUAUCUUCCGGAAUUAUUCCUAAAGGUUUCAUCGAUAAUAAACUUGCCGCUGAAAAACUUUUGGAUGCUUUUAAAUUGGAUCCUUCUCAAUAUCGUUUAGGUUCAAGUAAAAUUUUCUUUCGUGCUGGUGUGUUAGCAGAAUUAGAAGAAAUUCGAGAUACCAAACUUUUUCAAUUAUUCGCCGAUUUUCAAGCUCACUGUAGAGGUUGGCUUGCUCGAAAAGAUCAUGCAAAACGUAACGAAAGACUUCGUGCUGCUCUUAUUAUUCAAAAAAAUAUUAGAGCACUUAAUUCAUUAAAAGCAAACCCUUGGUGGAAACUUUUUUUAAAGAUCAGACCAACCUUAAAUUGUACUAAAGUUGAAGAAUUACAACGACAAAUUCGAUUUAGAGAUGAUAAAAUACGUGAAUUAGAAGAAAAAUUACUUCAAGAAUCUGAAGCUAGGAAAAAAUUGGAAUCUUUAAAUUCUCAACUUGAAACUGAAAAAUCCAAUCUUGAAGAAGAAUUACAAAAUGAACGUUCCUUAGUCAUUGAUAAAGAAGAAAUUUUAAAACAAACACGUCAAAGAGAGUUAGAUCUUGAAGAUGAAGUUAAAGAAUUAAAUAAUGAACUUGAAGAAAUUGUUGGAAAAUGUGAACAACUUUCACAAACAAAGAAAAUUUUGGAAAAUAAAAUGCAAGAUCGUGGUCUUUUGGAUGUACAAGCUCAAUUAUUAGCUCAACAAGAAGUUAAAAAUAAUCAAAAGGAAAUUAUUCAACUUGAACAUUCUAAUGUUAGUUUUGUCAACCAAAUUCAUAUAUUACUUAAUCAAAUUCAUAUAUUAAUCAAUCAAGUUCAUAUAUUACUCAAUCAAAUUCGUAUAUAUAUCUAA